AUGUGGCAGGUCAAGCCCGAUCAAGUCCUUAUUCUGGAAGCUGAUGAUGGGCGUAUCCAAAAUGGCUGGUACUUCCGUUGUGACUUGGGAGACAUAAGUUACUUGAGCGAUCUUUCUCUUGCGCUCCUUGGUGGUCAGCCCGACUCUUGGGAGUCAGCUAGAAUGGUGUUGACUCGAAUGACCUUUUGGGGAGGUUCCUUGGCAGCUGCAUCACGAUCCUCGAUCUGCUGGAUGGCCUUCUUUGCAACGAACUCUGACUUUCGACUUCCUCUGGAGCAAAACAUAAUCAAAUGGACGAAUUUUGGAGUAAUUCCAGUUGGAGGACGAGCAGUGCACUGUGCUGGAAUAGUGACGUUUUGGGCUUGUAUUGCGUUUUUGGAGCCCAAGAUGACCUCGGAUGGAUCACAGCAAGGCAGUGCAGAUUACAAUCUGUGCAUGGUCAGCACACGUUCAGCAGUUCAGCAAUUGUUUCCGUUUGAUCCAGAACCUGAGCAAUCUUUAAGGAGGAGACACAGGGAGCAAAAUUUGCUGCGGGUUCCUUCACUGCAAGGGACUUUUCUGCAGUCUUUAUAUUCUGAGGACCUGCACAGUACAGAAACAAUGGCUUUUGUUAUUCCAGAGGCUGGUGAUCCUUUGGGUAAUUCUUUAACAGCUCAUGCCACUAACAUACCAGGUUGCAUUACAUAUCCAGCAGUGGAAGAAGGGUCUACAUUCGAAAUCAAGCAUCACAUGUUGAGUAUUCUACCUACAUUUCAUGGGUUAUCAACCGAUGAUCCUAACAUGCACAUUGCAGAAUUUUUAAUGGGAUGCAAGAAUAUUUUGGUGAAAGGAUUCUCAGCUGAAUCUAUUAAGCUUCGUCUAUUUCCUUACACAUUGAAAGAUCAAGCAAGGAGAUGGCUCCUCACACUUCCAUCUGGAAGCAUUAGCACUUGGAACCAACUCAGUGAAAAAUUCUUAAACAAAUAUUAUCCAGCUUCAAAGACUCUCGACAUGAGAACUCAAAUUUUAUCUUUUGCCCAAAAACCAAAUGAAGAGUUUCAUGAGGCGUGGGAACGGUUUAAAGAGUUGAAUAGAAAAUGUCCACAUUCUAGUAUUAGCAGUACGGAUCAAGUGCAUAUAUUUUUCAGAGGGUUAAAUAUGACAACAAAAACUCUUGUCAACGCUUCAUGCGGAGGAUCAUACAGGAUAAAAAUGCACAAGAGGCUUGUUUAUUAUUUGAAAAAAUGGCAGCAGAUACACAGCAAUGGGCAGUUGAGCAGCCACAAUCAAGGUUGCUGUACAGCAACCUUACCAGCUGCCUGUAGCAUUUGCAAUGUGGCAACCCAUGAUUUUUUGAGCUGUCCGCAUAAAGAUGCUUAUCCGGAAUUUGCAGCGGAACAAGUUAAUGCAUUUAAUAAUUUUCAGCGUCCACGAUAUGACCCGUAUUCAAAUGUUUACAACCCGGGUUGGAGAGAUCAUCCUAAUUUUAAGUGGGACAGAGAUCAGCCUGCAAGGCCACAAUUUCAACAACAGGUACAGCAAACUGCUGCGCCUAAGGCUGCUUGGGAGGUUGCAAUUGAAAAAUUAGCAAAUGCCACCAGUCAAGAAUUCCAAAAUCUGCAGGCAACAGUGAAAAACAUAGAAAAACAAAUGGGGCAGAUUGCAUUCCAAGUUUCAGAAAGAGCACCAGGUACAUUUCCUAGCCAAACGGAACAUAAUCCAAGGGGAGGCGCAGAUUGUAAGGCAGUUCGAGUUCUACGUUCGGGUAAAAGUUAUGACAAUAGAGGUGAAAUUUGUGUUGGAAAUUCGCAGGCAGCAUCACAGCCACAAACAGAUUCAGGAAAUUUUGCAGAAUCUGAUAUUGUUACAGAUUCUACAGAGUCUAUGGGCAGAUCUGAAAACAGUGCAAAAAUUGCUGCAGAAACUGCAGAACGUGUUUAUGUGCCUCCAAUGCCUUAUCCCGAAAGGUUGAAGCCCAAAGUUAAAGAUCAACAGUUGACAGAUUUUAUGAAGACGUUGGCCAAAGUUCAGAUCAAUCUCCCAUUGAUUGAUGCAAUUAAGAACAUUCCAUCUUAUGCCAAGUUUUUAAAGGAUGUUUGCACAAAGAAAAAGAAGCUCGUGGAUUUUGAAAAAGUUAUUCUUACAGAACAGUGCAGCGCAGUUUUAUUACACAAACUGCCUCCAAAGAAACAAGACCCAGGGAGUUUUACAAUUUCAUGCACAAUUGGAAAUUCUAAUUUUAAACGUGCUUUAAUUGAUUUGGGUGCCAGUAUUAAUUUAAUGCCUUUUUCUGUUUUUCAGAGACUAGGACAAGGAGAAAUCAAGCCUACAUCAGUUAUUCUACAACUGGCGGACCGUUCAGUUGCUUACCCUAGGGGAAUUAUUGAAGACCUCAUUAUUAAAGUGGAUAAUCUCUACCUUCCUGCAGAUUUUGUGGUCUUGGAUAUGGAUGAAGAUAUGCAAACACCGAUUAUUUUGGGGCGUCCAUUCAUGGCUACUGCUCGAACCUUAAUUGAUGUUGAGGCUGGAACACUUACACUUAGAGUGCAAGAUCAGUCCGUUGUUUUCAGUUUAUUCGAAAUAACCAAAAGGCCAACUGAUGUGCAAGAUUGUAUGCGUGUUGACAUGUUAGACAGCUUAAUGCAUGCUGAAAUUAUGCCCCGUUUGACAUCAGAUCCAUUGUUAAAGGUGUUGCAUGGGUUGGAGAAUAGAAACACUGAAGAUGAAGAGGUUUUUGAGUAUGUUUCAGCUUUGGAAAGUGUUCCUUUUCUACACCCCCGUUGGAGGCACGUUUUUGAGAGUUUAGGGGAACCGAAAAAACCAUUGCAGCCCUCUAAAGUACAGCCACCUAAACUGGACUUAAAAGUACUGCCAGGACACUUGAAAUACGCUUAUCUGGGUGCAAAUUCUUCGCUGCCAGUUAUUAUAGCUGCUGACUUAUCAUCAACAGAAGAAGAAAAAUUGCUGCGUAUUUUAAGAAAUUAUCAAGAUGCAAUCGGUUGGACUAUAGCAGACAUUAAAGGGAUCAGCCCUACAAUUUGCAUGCACCGAAUUCUGAUGGAAGAUGGAGUAAAGCCCACCAUUGAUGCUCAACGUCAUAGUAAGUGGGUUAGUGCAACUCAAGUGGUGCCCAAGCGUUCUGGAAUUACAGUUGUGAAGAAUGACAAUAAUGAACUUGUGCCUACACGUUUGACUACUGGGUGGCGUAUGUGUGUUGAUUACAGAAAGAUCAAUACGGGCACUAGAAAGGAUCAUUUUCCAUUGCCUUUCACUGAUCAAAUGUUGGAAAGGUUGGCUGGUCGUGCGUUCUAUUGUUUCUUGGAUGGAUAUUCAGGGUACAACCAGAUUCCAGUUGCACCUGAAGAUCAAGAGAAGACAACCUUUACAUGUCCUUUUGGGACUUUUGCAUAUCGAAGAAUGCCCUUUGGUUUGUGCAAUGCUCCUGCAACGUUUCAACGAUGCAUGAUGAGCAUAUUUUCCGGAUUGGUUGAACAGGUAGUUGAAGUGUUUAUGGAUGACUUUUCUGUUUUUGGGGAUUCUUUUGAUGAAUGUUUGAACAAUUUAUCCUUAGUUCUUGACAGAUGCAUUAAGACAAACCUUGUUUUAAAUUGGGAAAAGUGUCAUUUCAUGGUUAAGCAGGGGAUUGUCCUAGGCCACUUGAUUUCUAACAGGGGUAUUGAGGUUGAUAAGGCCAAAAUUGAUGUAAUUGCAAAGCUGCCACCACCGACAGCUGUUAAAAGUGUUCGAUCUUUUCUUGGUCAUGCUGGGUUUUACAGACGGUUUAUCAAGGAUUUCUCCAAGAUUAGCCGACCAUUGUGUAAUUUGUUGGCUAAGGAUGCUCCUUUUGUCUUUGAUGAUGCUUGUUUGGAGGCUUUCAACAAGUUAAAGACACUCCUCACUACAGCACCCAUUAUUGCAGCACCUAAUUGGAGUUUACCUUUCGAAUUGAUGUGUGAUGCUUCAGAUUACGCAGUAGGAGCGGUUCUUGGACAGCGGAAAGAUAAGCUUCCCCAAGUCAUUCAUUAUGCUAGUCGAACUCUCAAUGACGCACAGCUAAACUAUGCGACCACAGAGAAGGAAUUGUUGGCAGUUGUUUUUGCAUUAGAAAAAUUUCGGUCUUACUUAGUUGGGGCUAAGGUGAUUGUUUACACAGAUCAUGCAGCUUUGAAGUAUUUGUUGUCGAAGAAAGACGCUAAGCCUCGAUUAAUUCGUUGGAUUCUUUUACUGCAAGAGUUUGACUUAGAAAUCAGGGAUAAGAAGGGUAGUGAAAAUGUUGUGGCUGAUCAUUUGUCCAGGUUGAUUGUGCCAAUUUCUGCUGAAGAUGACUUGCUGCCUUUAAAUGAAAGUUUUCCGGAUGAACAGCUGUUUGCUGCCCAUAUCAUUUCACCAUGGUUUGCUGAUUUAGUUAAUUAUUUGGCUAGAGGGGUACUUCAUCCAGAUUUUACUUUCCAGCAGAAAAAGAAAUUUUUGGCAGAAGCAAAGUAUUAUUUUUGGGAUGAACCAUAUUUAUACAAAUAUUGUUCCGACCAAGUUAUUCGCAGGUGUAUUCCAGAAGAAGAGCAUGAAAGUGUUUUAAAGUUUGCACAUCAGUAUGCUUGUGGGGGACAUUUUGGCCCUAAACGGACAGCAGCUAAAAUUUUGCAGAGUGGAUUGUUUUGGCCUACUCUCUUCAGGGAUGCUAAUAGUUGGUGUAGAUCUUGUGAUCGUUGUCAAAGGGUGGGUAAUCAGUCCAAAAGAAACGAAAUGCCACAACAAAGUAUAUUAGUCGUUGAAUUGUUUGAUGUUUGGGGUAUUGAUUUCAUGGGACCAUUCCCAAUGUCCCAUGGCAAUCAGUAUAUUUUGGUGGCUGUUGAAUAUGUCUCUAAAUGGGUCGAGGCAAUUGCAGCACCAACCAAUCAAGGAUCAGUUGUUCUGAAAUUCCUCCAGGGGGUAAUUUUUCCACGAUUUGGAACACCGCGUGUCAUUCUAAGUGAUGGGGGUAAGCACUUUGUUAAUAGAUCGUUUGCUACGUUGCUAGCUAAGUAUGGGAUCACCCAUCGUGUUGCUACUCCUUAUCAUCCACAAACAUCAGGACAGGUUGAAGUUUCAAAUAGAGAAAUCAAGCGAAUUCUUGAAAAAACAGUUAGCUCGACUCGAAAAGACUGGAGUUUGAAAUUGAGUGAUGCUCUCUGGGCGUACAGAACAGCAUUUAAAGGCCCAAUUGGGAUGUCCCCAUUUCGGCUGGUUUAUGGUAAGGCUUGUCAUUUACCUAUGGAGCUAGAGCAUAAGGCAUUUUGGGCUAUUAAAGAGUUGAAUUUUUCUUAUGAUUCUGCUGGAGAAAAACGUAAAUUGCAGAUUAAUGAGCUUGAGGAAAUUCGUAAUGAUGCUUAUGAGAGCUCGCGCAUUUACAAAGAAAAAACCAAGGCAUUUCAUGACAAUCAGAUUCUCAGAAAGAAUUUUCAUCCAGGGCAAAAAGUUUUGUUAUUCAGUUCAAGGUUGAAGUUGUUUCCAGGGAAGUUAAAGUCUCGUUGGAAUGGCCCAUAUUUGGUUACUAAGGUUUAUCCUCAUGGGGCGGUUGAUAUUACAAGUGAAAUUAAUGGCAACACAUUCAAAGUGAACGGUCACAGGCUGAAACCAUAUUUGGAGUCACCCUUCGAUAUUGCACGCGAGUCACUGACUCUGAAGGAACCAGUGAUUUGA
This is a messenger RNA of Prunus armeniaca (apricot), 5658 nucleotides long. NCBI's taxonomy places the organism in Eukaryota, Viridiplantae, Streptophyta, Magnoliopsida, Rosales, Rosaceae. The record is from the annotation of a GenBank genome assembly.